Messenger RNA from Aedes albopictus (Asian tiger mosquito), 1848 nucleotides. RefSeq lists its product as uncharacterized. Bases 1 to 1848 code for a protein of 615 amino acids. The transcript has 2 exons. Gene Ontology annotation, cellular component: membrane. Gene Ontology annotation, molecular function: ligand-gated monoatomic ion channel activity. The record is from RefSeq and is a predicted model, not a curated record. Lineage: Eukaryota; Metazoa; Arthropoda; Insecta; Diptera; Culicidae.
AUGUUCUGGAGUCACGUACUCGUUGCGAUUCUUCUCAGCCAUCAUCCAUCAACUGCCGUUAACGAACAACUUGCUCAAACAGUCGCCCAAAUACUCUUGCAGCAUUUUGUCCACCCAUUUGAAGCCGUACAGAUCGAUCAGGCGACCAGCAACCAAUCGGCAGCAUUCCAUCGUCAACAGGAUCUGAUCGAUACCAUUCUCAGGAUGUUGGGAGGUCGUUUGGUCGUUCGUCGUUACAGCACUCGUCCGACUAUCGUUGAACCGUACUUCUUUCACCUGAUUUUCGUUGACGGCGAUGAGGCCCUCACGAGGUUGCUUGCCGAAAGAAAUAUCAUCAAUUACGACACUUCCGGGCUUUACCUUCUCGUGAUCAGCGAACCGGAACCACCUGAUCAAUCCAUCGACAGCGUCCUAGCUCAUCUAUGGAAUCUACACCUGGUGAACGCCAACGUGAUCUUCAACCGCAACGGUCACGUACUCGUGUAUACUUACUUUCCAUUCCGAGAAAGUCACUGCGAACAUACACAGCCGGAGUUACUGUUCAACCUGACAACUCUACAAGAAAACCCCAAUCAACCGAUAUUCUACUGUAAUCGCUUGCGUAACUUCCACGGCUGUGCGCUUCUGGGAGGGACAUUCGAGGCGAAACCCUACACAAUCUACCGGGACACUAUGUCAAACGCAACUCUACAGGUGGGCGGAUUCGAAGGAGACCUGAUGCAAGUGCUGGCGAGGCAGCUGAAUUUCUCAUUGUCCUGGAAGAAUGCCCCCGGGCAGUGGGGUUUUGCUCGACCACUCGGAAACAGCACCGGCCUGAUGAAGAUGGCCCAGGAAGAGGAGGUUGACUUUGCCAUUGGAUGUCUAGCCAUGGAUCCGGAUCGGUACCGAUACCUCAAGGCCGGUGCUUCGCACUACACCAGUAAGAUCCUGUUUGCGGUUCCACAUGGACGCUCGUACACGGCAUUUGAGAAACUAUUUGGUCCCUUUGAGCGAUCGCUUCUGGAGAUGCAUGCCUUUGUGGUCAUCGUGACGUGCGUGGUUGUUCUGAUUCUGAGCUUCGCUAAUCGCAAGGUUCGAGCCUUCGUAUACGGCCGAGGUGUUUCAACGCCCCUUCUGAACGCCAUAGCAAUACUCUUCGGGGGCUCUGUACCACAACCUCCGGUUAGGAACUUUGCCCGAACUCUUCUGUUUCUAUGGCUCGUUUACUGCUUCAUAAUAGGAAGCCUCUACCAAGGAUCGCUGUUCCACUACCUUCAGAAGCCCAUGCACUACCCACCGCUGAAGACGAUGCGAGAAAUCGAUCGUUCCGGGCUGUUCUACUACAUGGUCGAUAUCGGAACUCGGUUCUUUGUGCACAACCCCAGCAUUGUACGGCGCACCAGGAUCAUCGCCCCCGGAAAGGACAGCUUGGGUCACGCGAUUGCCCAAGUAGGCCUUACCCACCUAACCGAUGGAGUCAUCCUGAGUCCGAUGGAUCUGGUGGCGUACAACAACCGGGUCAACCCCAGAACGCGCUUCGUUCACAUCGCACGGGAGCACGUUUCGGUGUUUCCGGUAGGGCUGUACUAUCCGAAGCGGUCCCCACUGUGGGAUGUGUUCGACAAACAGGUCCGGAUGAUUGUCCCAUCCGGACUGGUGGGUGAUUGGAUCAAACGGUACGGUGAUUAUGACUUUUUCGCACGGCCAAAGGAGAAAUCCGAACCGCGGAAGUUGAGCAAUGAACAUUUGGCCGGGGCAUACCAGCUGUAUGGGUGCUGUUUGGGGGUCAGUGUGGUAGUGUUUCUACUGGAAAUGGUUUCACCGAGGUUUCCGACGUUGGGGGUGGUGUUGCGGCAUCUGAUUGAUUGA